AUAAUGGCCAUGCGUGCGGCAGGACCGGUACCGCAGCUCUCAAUCUCAAGCGACAUCGCGGCAGUGCGCACGCCGUGCCCGUGCAGGCCUCUCCUCCACUCACUGCACAUCUCUCCAGCUCUCCACUCGAUCGACCACCGCGCGUCAUGGCCUUGUUGCGCGAGCACCUCGACCUCAUCCGCGCCCACCUCCUCGACGACCACCACGUCGCCGUGACCGUGAGCUCCGAUGACUCGGCGUCGUUGCAGUCGUCAUCGCCAUCGCCAUCGCAAUCGCCGCCGGGGCGUAGUAGGCCGCUGCCAGCGCUUUCCGUCUCGCUGCCCCCGAGGCCACCGGCGGUAGACCUGCAGCAGCAGCACCUGUGGGCGCCGGCGCCGCCGCCGAUGCAGAUUCAUCGGCAGGAGCAGCAGCACUACUGCUACCCACCGGAACCCGAGGAGGAGGAGGACGAUUUCCGGCGGUACCGCGGCGUGCGGCAGCGGCCGUGGGGCAAGUACGCGGCCGAGAUCCGGGACCCCGCGCGGAAGGGCGCGCGCGUGUGGCUGGGCACCUACGACACCGCCGUGGAGGCCGCGCGCGCCUACGACCGCGCCGCGUUCCGCCUGCGCGGGUCCAAGGCCAUCCUCAACUUCCCCAACGAGGUCGCGUUCGGCGCCGCCGCACGGUGGGCGGCGGCGCCUGCUGCUGCUCCUCAGCCCAGCGUGACCGUGGCCGGGAACAAGAGGGGCCGGGCGAGGUCGCCGCAGGAGCAGGACGCCGGGUGCUUAUUGGUCAGGGAGGUGAAGAAGGAGCGGGUUCAGGAGCCCGCAGCGGCGGCAGCGGGUUGUGGCUGGGAUGGCAAGGAUACGGCGGCAAGCGGCGGAGGGGCGGACUACUUCUGGGAGGACGAGUCGCUGAAGGGGGCGAUCUGCAGCCUGCCGCCGCUCUCACCGUUGUCGCCGCACCCGCACCUGGCCGUCCCGCAGCUCUCCGUCAGCUGAGACCUGAGAUGUGGCAGCAAGACAGCGGACGGUGGUCGCUUAAUUAACUGAUUAGUUAGUCUUAGUCUUAAUCUAUUUUUUGAGUUCUUUGAUUAUGCUAGAGAGGAGUGUACAGGUCCAAAUGUUCUUUCGUUCUUUAAUUAGGCCUUGUUCACUUCUGCCCAAAAUCCAAAAACUUUUCAAGAUUUUCCGUUA
Sorghum bicolor (sorghum) is the source of this 1175-nucleotide messenger RNA. RefSeq names its product ethylene-responsive transcription factor ERF104. Bases 147 to 980 code for a protein of 277 amino acids. The transcript has a single exon. The record is from RefSeq and is a predicted model, not a curated record. NCBI's taxonomy places the organism in Eukaryota, Viridiplantae, Streptophyta, Magnoliopsida, Poales, Poaceae. Gene Ontology annotation, biological process: regulation of DNA-templated transcription; ethylene-activated signaling pathway. Gene Ontology annotation, molecular function: DNA binding; DNA-binding transcription factor activity.